Rangifer tarandus platyrhynchus (Svalbard reindeer) is the source of this 582-nucleotide messenger RNA. The record is from the annotation of a GenBank genome assembly. Lineage: Eukaryota; Metazoa; Chordata; Mammalia; Artiodactyla; Cervidae.
AUGAUGGACUUGCGCCCAGGCCUUCGCCUGACUGCAUCAACGCGCGGACCUCGCCUUUGCCACAACCAAGAUGGCUCCACCGCCCACAGUCCCUCCCGCGCUCGGUCCCCGCCCGACUCCACCGCCUCCCCAACUCCGCCAACCGGCCCCGCCCGCGCCACGGCGCCAAGAUGGCGGCCAGACACUCGGCCGGAGCGCCCCCCCAACGGCGGAUUACUUAAAAUGGCGGACGUGUUCCUCAUGAUCCGGCGCCACAAGACCACCAUCUUCACGGACGCCAAGGAGUCGAGCACCGUGUUCGAGCUGAAGCGCAUCGUCGAGGGUAUCCUCAAGCGGCCGCCGGAUGAGCAGCGUCUGUACAAGGACGACCAGCUUCUGGACGACGGCAAGACGUUGGGCGAGUGUGGCUUCACCAGUCAGACAGCACGGCCUCAGGCCCCCGCUACUGUGGGGCUAGCCUUCAGGGCAGAUGAGGCAUUCGAGGCCCUGCGCAUUGAGCCCUUCUCCAGCCCACCUGAGCUGCCGGAUGUGAUGAAGCCACAGGACUCAGGAAGCAGCGCCAACGAACAGGCUGUGCAGUGA